AUGGGUUACAAGGAAGGUUCCGCUAAGAAGGGUGCUACUCUCUUCAAGACUCGAUGCGCUCAGUGCCACACCACCGAGGCCGGAGGACCCCACAAGGUCGGCCCCAACCUCCAUGGUGUCAUCAACCGACACUCCGGAGAGGCCGAGGGCUACUCUUACUCCGAUGCCAACAAGCGAAAGGGUAUUGAGUGGACCACCGAGCAUCUGUUUGAGUACCUCGAGAACCCCAAGAAGUACAUUCCCGGUACCAAGAUGGCUUUCGGAGGUCUCAAGAAGCCCAAGGACCGAAACGAUCUGAUCACCUGGAUGGUCGAGAACUGCUAA
Molecule: messenger RNA, 324 nt
Organism: Yarrowia lipolytica CLIB122
Lineage: Eukaryota; Fungi; Ascomycota; Dipodascomycetes; Dipodascales
Biological process (GO): mitochondrial electron transport, ubiquinol to cytochrome c; mitochondrial electron transport, cytochrome c to oxygen
Cellular component (GO): mitochondrial intermembrane space
Molecular function (GO): electron transfer activity; heme binding
Source: RefSeq, a predicted model, not a curated record